CCAUCAGGGAACAGCGACGGACGACCCCUCCCGCAUCCACGAUACCUUCGGACUUUCCGAUACUCAGAUACCGAGUGGAGCAAUAGAGCUUCGCCCCAUUUGAUCGGUAGCCUACCGCAGCCAGCGUCGCCGAGACGGCGACCCUUGCGGCGAACUUCCCAGCCAUGGACCUCAUCCGUCGAGCCGGACGGCUCGUACCCUCGAUGCCGCUACAACUACCCGUAAUGGACGAAAAAGGCGGCCGGAAAACGCGCUCUGGCCUCCUAAAAUCACGCCUUGCCUUCUUCCGUCGGCCUCUGAGAUUAAGAGGCAACUCGAGCGUCUCUGUACCACUGGGCGUCGUCAUAUUAUUCCCCUGCAUCGUCGUCAUCCUCAUCUUGGUGCUCUUCGUCAGGCAUCCUUCUUCCCCGGGAAGGAUAUUAAUGCCAGCUGGUGCACCACCAGCCAUCAGGAAAAUCAACGAGAAAUACGACAAGGUAUUCGUGACGGGAUGUCUCGAACCUGACACAAGCAAGCCCCGUGCCAAUGGUGUGUUCGUCGUCCUGGCGAGGAACAAGGAGUUGGAUGGUGUCAUACAGUCGAUGAAGUCGAUCGAACGCCACUUCAACCGAUGGUAUCACUACCCUUACGUCUUCCUCAAUGAUGGAGACUUCAACUCGACCUUCAAGGAGACUGUCGCGAACUACACCUCGUCGACCAUUGAAUUUGGCAAGGUCGGUCCCGACAUGUGGGGUUACCCUGACUGGGUAGAUGUCAAGGUCGCCAAAGAAGGCAUUGCCAAGCAAGGUGAUGCAGCCGUCAUGUAUGGCGGUCUGGAGAGUUACCAUUCCAUGUGCAGAUUCUACUCGGGCUUCUUCUACAAGCACCCCCUCCUUGCCAAGUACGAAUGGUACUGGCGUCUCGAGCCCGAGGUCAAGUAUUUCUGCGACCUCACCUAUGACCCUUUCCAAAAAAUGAUAGAGGCCAACAAGACCUACGGCUUCACCAUUGCCGUGAAGGAACUUCGCGAAACCGUCCCCAACAUCUUCCGAUAUGCCUCCGCCUAUAAGCGUCUCAACAACCUGACCUCGCAGGGCCUGUGGGAGAUGUUUGUCGACCCGGUUGAACCAAAAGAGGCGCCCGAGUUGUCUGAGGAUGACCCCAAUUACAAGGCACCUUUGCCGGAGGAGGUGCUCCGUGCCGAUCCCGGACGUAACAGUCCGCCAGAGGUCGAUGCUGAGGCAAUGGAAGGCGAGAAGUACAACAUGUGCCAUUUCUGGUCCAACUUCGAGAUCGCCCGGCUCAGCUUCUUCAGAAGCAAAGAGUACCAGGACUUCUUUGACAUGAUGGACCGCAGUGGCGGAUUCUGGAUGGAACGGUGGGGUGACGCACCUAUUCACUCUCUCGCCGCCGGAGCUCUCCUCGGUCCCCGCGAUAUCCACUACUUCCGCGACAUCGGGUACCGACACACGACCAUCCAGCAUUGCCCAGCCAACGCCCCGUCCCGUCAGCUCCCCCGUGAGCCCUACCUGGAGAAGACAACUCUCGAUGAACGCAAGCGACUCGAGGAGGACCGUUACUGGGACGAGUGGGACACACCCAAGGAGAACGGCGUCGGCUGCCGAUGCCGCUGCGACACGGACAUCGUCGACGUUGAAGGCAAGGACGGCAGUUGUCUGGCCGAGUGGGUCGAUGUUGCCGGGGGAUGGGCGAGCCCGUAAGCCCAGACCGCUCUGCCCACACUGCCCACACUGCCCAAGUGUACUCCCUGUGCCUUGUGGCCCUCGACGCCCACCGUUGUCCACCCAAUGUUGUCGGCCACAUAUCUCUUGUCCACAUAACGAGUCAUGUCUCAAGCUGCGUUCUCGCCGCCACAUUUUUGUCAUACCCCCGCGCGAUCCGCCGGCCGGGCGGCUUUCUGUAUCAUCGAUGAUCCA
This is a messenger RNA of Phialemonium atrogriseum, 1916 nucleotides long. RefSeq names its product putative alpha mannosyltransferase. NCBI's taxonomy places the organism in Eukaryota, Fungi, Ascomycota, Sordariomycetes, Cephalothecales, Cephalothecaceae. Gene Ontology annotation, biological process: protein N-linked glycosylation; cell wall mannoprotein biosynthetic process. The record is from RefSeq and is a predicted model, not a curated record. Gene Ontology annotation, molecular function: alpha-1,2-mannosyltransferase activity. Gene Ontology annotation, cellular component: membrane; Golgi apparatus. Bases 165 to 1700 code for a protein of 511 amino acids. The transcript has 5 exons.